Saprolegnia diclina VS20 is the source of this 231-nucleotide messenger RNA. RefSeq lists its product as hypothetical. The record is from RefSeq and is a predicted model, not a curated record. The transcript has 3 exons. NCBI's taxonomy places the organism in Eukaryota, Oomycota, Saprolegniomycetes, Saprolegniales, Saprolegniaceae. Bases 1 to 231 code for a protein of 76 amino acids.
AUGAUGAUGGACGGUCAAGCGAACGACGUCGACGACCGCCAAGCCGCCGUCGACGAGGCCUUCGCCCAAGCCUGCGCCCGCGCCAGCGAGCGCAUCUGGAACUCGCGCGCUUGGACGCGCAACGCCAGCGUACGCGCAGCCAGCUUGGCGUUUCGGCUGCCACCAUGGAGCAGUGGACGCGCGAGCAUCAGCUACUCCUGGAACGUGGUGAGCUUGCUCCUGCCAGCCUGA